Molecule: messenger RNA, 657 nt
Organism: Drosophila bipectinata
Lineage: Eukaryota; Metazoa; Arthropoda; Insecta; Diptera; Drosophilidae
Gene: Xport-B
Product: exit protein of rhodopsin and TRP B
Source: RefSeq, a predicted model, not a curated record
CACAGCAGUAGUAAAAAAAAGAAAAGGACUUUAAGUUAAGGGACUUAAAAUGGUGGGUCCAUUCGUGCAAGGAAUGCUACUGAUUGGCAUCAUCUAUUGGUACUCCAAGGGCAUGAUGUCCAUGAUCAACGACUAUUAUCGCAGCGAAUUUAAUCGCAAGUUGCAAACGGAAACUGGGCCCAAGCCAAAGGCCGAGGCCCCCAUCAAUGUUGACAAUUUUAUGGAUUACGUGAGGGAGUUGGACUCGCCGGAGGAAGCGAAAAGAGAUCCAAAUAGUGGGGGUCUCAAUACUCCCAUAAAACAGGCUUACAGCCACACGUUAUUGAGGUUUUUGGAAAUCACUGGAACUCUGCCCGCUUUUGAUGUUUGCCUAAACACUAGCUCCAUAAGGUAGCCACCGGACUAUUAGUAAUAUUAUAUGUAUUUUCUAUGAAUUUGUUAAAUAUGUAGAGUAUCUAUUAAAUACAUUGCAUACUUUUUGGCCGAGUUCCAAGUACACUGUUCGGAAUAAGUAUAAAAUAAAAGUUAAUAUCGCAUUAAGAACACAUUUAAUUGGGCUCCAAAUUGGAUUUUUUAUUCAAACUUUAGCACAAUACAAACUCGUAUAUUUCCGACUUUCGCCCACUUACUAACCUAUCCACAAAACUGUAUAAACAU